GAAAUCAGGAAGGCAGUGAGUGCUCAUGUUACAGUAGCUAUGUUUGAUUUUGCCAAACAUUUGAGUGGGGUGGGAGGGGAUUUGCAAAUGGGAGUCCCGCUUUUCCAAAUGGCUGGCCAAAGAGCUUUUUCGUAUUCUGUUUGGAUGCCCAAUUUGGAUAACUGGGGACCAAUAGCAGCAUUGUCUCUUUGUUAACAGAGGAAUUGGCUGUGUGUGAAUUAUGCAUGGAAUUUUAGCGGUGGUAUAAUUAAUGUAAAACGUGUGUUCUUGUCUAGAAAAUGUUACUCUUGGUUGUUUGCUGAAUUUGAAAGUUGUGUGAACCAAAGAUUCCGAAAAGUUGCCUUUGUGCCAGUAAAUUGUAAACCAAAUAUUAAAAACCUGAAUGUUCAAAAUUGGCCUAGUUUAAAGAGAACAUAAACUUAUUUUCUGUCGUGCAAUAGAAUGGCUUAGAAUAAUCAAAAGGAUGAGCUUAACUUACGGAAGGGAUGGAUUUAGGAGGAAUAUGGUAAGGACUCGAUUGAGUACAGAGGGAAGCAGAUCUAAAGUUGGUGUGAUUUCUUGGAGACCCUGAAUUUAGGUCUGCUUAUUAAACGUCAGCAGCUCUAGUGCAAUGCUGGUAACGCGUAGCAGGAGGAGAUAUUAAGGAGCCCAGCUUUUAACAAGGAAGGCGAGGCGAGGCACUUCUGUCAGCUUCCCCUUAGAAGGGUUCAUUUUAAAAGACUAACUUUGUGACAUAAAUCAUAUUUUUAGUUUGUUUAUAACUGUCAUUGGUAUUUACUAUUUUUUUCUUUUCUUUUUCCCCUUCCUUGCUCUUCUGACUGGUCUCUGGCUUCCUCCAAAGGGAUGUGCUGUUGUUGAAUUCAAGAUGGAAGAGAGCAUGAAAAAAGCUGCGGAAGUCCUAAACAAGCAUAGUCUGAGUGGAAGACCACUGAAAGUCAAAGAAGAUCCUGAUGGUGAACAUGCCAGGAGAGCAAUGCAAAAGGCUGGAAGACUUGGAAGCACAGUAUUUGUAGCAAAUCUGGAUUAUAAAGUUGGCUGGAAGAAACUGAAGGAAGUAUUUAGUAUGGCUGGUGUGGUGGUCCGAGCAGACAUUCUUGAAGAUAAAGAUGGAAAAAGUCGUGGAAUAGGCACUGUUACUUUUGAACAGUCCAUUGAAGCUGUGCAAGCUAUAUCUAUGUUCAAUGGCCAGCUGCUAUUUGAUAGACCAAUGCACGUCAAGAUGGAUGAGAGGGCCUUACCAAAAGGAGAUUUCUUCCCUCCUGAGCGUCCACAACAACUUCCCCAUGGCCUUGGUGGUAUUGGCAUGGGGUUAGGACCAGGAGGGCAACCCAUUGAUGCCAAUCACCUGAAUAAAGGCAUCGGAAUGGGAAACAUAGGUCCCGCAGGAAUGGAGGGGCCCUUUGGUGGUGGUAUGGAAAACAUGGGUCGAUUUGGAUCUGGGAUGAACAUGGGCAGGAUAAAUGAAAUCCUAAGUAAUGCACUGAAGAGAGGAGAGAUCAUUGCAAAGCAGGGAGGAGGUGGAGGUGGAGGAAGCGUCCCUGGGAUCGAGAGGAUGGGUCCUGGCAUUGACCGCCUCGGGGGUGCCGGCAUGGAGCGCAUGGGCGCGGGCCUGGGCCACGGCAUGGAUCGCGUGGGCUCCGAGAUCGAGCGCAUGGGCCUGGUCAUGGACCGCAUGGGCUCCGUGGAGCGCAUGGGCUCCGGCAUUGAGCGCAUGGGCCCGCUGGGCCUCGACCACAUGGCCUCCAGCAUUGAGCGCAUGGGCCAGACCAUGGAGCGCAUCGGCUCUGGCGUGGAGCGCAUGGGUGCCGGCAUGGGCUUCGGCCUUGAGCGCAUGGCCGCUCCCAUCGACCGUGUGGGCCAGACCAUUGAGCGCAUGGGCUCUGGCGUGGAGCGCAUGGGCCCUGCCAUCGAGCGCAUGGGCCUGAGCAUGGAGCGCAUGGUGCCCGCAGGUAUGGGGGCUGGCCUGGAGCGCAUGGGCCCCGUGAUGGAUCGCAUGGCCACCGGCCUGGAGCGCAUGGGCGCCAACAACCUGGAGCGGAUGGGCCUGGAGCGCAUGGGCGCCAACAGCCUCGAGCGCAUGGGCCUGGAGCGCAUGGGCGCCAACAGCCUCGAGCGCAUGGGCCCCGCCAUGGGCCCGGCCCUGGGCGCUGGCAUUGAGCGCAUGGGCCUGGCCAUGGGUGGCGGUGGCGGUGCCAGCUUUGACCGUGCCAUUGAGAUGGAGCGUGGCAACUUUGGAGGAAGCUUCGCAGGUUCCUUUGGUGGAGCUGGAGGCCAUGCUCCUGGGGUGGCCAGGAAGGCCUGCCAGAUAUUUGUGAGAAAUCUGCCAUUCGAUUUCACAUGGAAGAUGCUAAAGGACAAAUUCAACGAGUGCGGCCACGUGCUGUACGCCGACAUCAAGAUGGAGAAUGGGAAGUCCAAGGGGUGUGGUGUGGUUAAGUUCGAGUCGCCAGAGGUGGCCGAGAGAGCCUGCCGGAUGAUGAAUGGCAUGAAGCUGAGUGGCCGAGAGAUUGAUGUUCGAAUUGAUAGAAACGCUUAAGCAGUUGCCUUUUUUAAACAUCGAUACGAGACCUCUGAAUUUGUAUUUUUUCUUGUUAACCAUUUUAAUUUGUUGGCUGGAUGUAUAAAGAUGUUUAAAAAAUUCAGUUGCUUUUUGGGGUAAUUUGAAUUACUUUUUUAAUGACUGGGGUUCCAUUUGACUGUUUGCAUUGAGAUUGCAAUGUGCGCAAUUUUUUUUGUAGUUGUGGCAUCUUGUUGACAUCGAAUAUGACUUUGAUAAUAAAUACCGGUUCCUGAAAA
Messenger RNA from Gorilla gorilla gorilla (western lowland gorilla), 2796 nucleotides. It is a transcript of the gene HNRNPM, whose product is annotated as heterogeneous nuclear ribonucleoprotein M. Gene Ontology annotation, molecular function: mRNA binding. The coding region runs from base 866 to 2536 and encodes 556 amino acids. The record is from RefSeq and is a predicted model, not a curated record. NCBI's taxonomy places the organism in Eukaryota, Metazoa, Chordata, Mammalia, Primates, Hominidae. The transcript is spliced from 13 exons. Gene Ontology annotation, cellular component: ribonucleoprotein complex; nucleus; cytoplasm.